Molecule: messenger RNA, 978 nt
Organism: Drosophila eugracilis
Lineage: Eukaryota; Metazoa; Arthropoda; Insecta; Diptera; Drosophilidae
Gene: Hsp67Bc
Product: heat shock protein 67B3
Exons: 1
Coding region: 180-773 (197 amino acids)
Biological process (GO): response to heat; protein refolding
Molecular function (GO): protein folding chaperone
Source: RefSeq, a predicted model, not a curated record
CCCGCAAAACUCCACAUUCGAGUCGGAAAAGUCAAGGUAAAUUGUGCGCCAAAUUGCAGCCGAGAUUGUGGAUAAUCCCCCCCGCUGGCAAAUCAACCCUUGGACACUUUUUGAAAAGGAAAACAGGUCGUCGGUUCAUCGAACUUCCGCCAGAUACACAGAGAAGCUAAGAAGGAAAAAUGCCAGAUAUUCCCUUUGUCUUGAAUUUGGACUCUCCGGACUCCAUGUACUACGGUCACGAUAUGUUCCCUAAUCGUCUGUACAGGCGAAUGCAUUCCCGGCAACAUCAUGAGCUGGAUUUUCACACUCUGGGACUAAUUGCUCGGAUGGGUGCACAUGCUCAUCAUCUGGUGGCCAAUAAAAGGAGUGGAGAGUUGGCGGCCUUGGGCAGAGGUGGAGUCCCGAAUAAACAGGGAAAUUUCGAAGUUCACCUAGAUGUGGCACUCUUCCAGCCGGGUGAAAUAACCGUGAAACUGGUCAACGAUUGCAUCGUGGUCGAAGGAAAGCACGAGGAGCGGGAGGAUGAUCAUGGGCAUGUCUCACGGCACUUUGUCCGUCGUUAUCCAUUGCCAAAGGAGUUCGAUUCGGAUGCCAUUGCCUCCACUUUGUCGGAGGAUGGAGUUCUCAAUAUAACAGUUCCUCCAUUAAUAUCCAAGGAGGAGCCCAAGGAGCGGGUAAUACCCAUUAAGCAUGUGGGUCCAUCGGAUCUCUUCCAGAAUGGUAACGGGCACAAGGAGCCAGUUGCUCCCGCUUCUGCUCCAGAAUCAAAGUGAAGAUCCCCAAAAAAUUAGCAGCUUUAGCAGCCAAGUGAUUUCCCAAGACUCUCGUUUAUCGUUGCACUAAAAAAUCGUCACGAAAAUUACGCACGCAUCGUACUACAUUUAUUCAUUUAUUAUUAGAUACAUUUUAAAAGUCCAAUUCAAUUUUAAGACUAAUCAAAAUCAAGUAUUAAUAAAGGAAUAUGAAUGUCUCAGUUAA